AUGGACAAUAGGAGCACCCUCUGUUUAAUGCGCUCCCCCGUCAAACGGCUCCUAUUGUUCGCUUUAAAAAGAUUGCAGGAUGCUGUUAACCAGACACUUGUAAAUAGUUUGAACUUAGAACUGUUACAAGAAAUAGCAAAAUCUUUAGAUGAAAUUGCUAAUAAUAAAAAUAAGGGCAUGAUUUUAACAUCUUCCUCACCAACAGUGUUUUCAGCUGGAUUAGACAUAAUGGAAAUGUAUAAGCCAGACUUAAAGAGAGCAGAGGCCUUUUGGACCACAUUGCAGGAUGUCUGGCUGAAACUAUUUGGGUCUAACUUUGUCACUGCAGCUGCAAUUAAUGGUCAUGCACCAGCGGGUGGGUGCCUCUUAUCAAUGUCCUGUGAAUAUAGGGUUAUGGUGAGUGGCAAGUACACUAUAGGUCUGAAUGAGACGGCCCUUGGUAUUGUGGCACCAACCUGGUUUAUGGAUACCAUGUGUCACACCAUUCCAAUAAGGCAAGCUGAAUAUGCACUGACUACUGCCAGAAUGUUUACAGUUGAUGAAGCUUUACAGGUUGGUCUUAUCGAUGAAGCUGCUACUGAUAAAGCGGACACCAUAGAGAAAUGUAAGAAUUUCAUAAAGAAAUUCGAUAAAAUCCCUCCACUAGCGAGUUCAACAGAGCCUAGAAAUGUACACGCAAGCAUUGAAGCAGAAAGCUGCGAAAUAAGGGCGGAUGGCUACACGGAUCGUACGAGGGUACAGAACGCUCCACUUUCUUUCCACACGGGCUUUCCACCUUUUUACAUACUGGAGGAAAUGGACGCGAGGGUGUACCACCGAAUUCGCUCCCUUCGACAGAGUAAUGGUAGCGAGCCGGAAGAGACGCUCGAGUCUAUCAAACAACAGGAACGACAAUCUGCUUUCUUAAUC
Iphiclides podalirius (scarce swallowtail) is the source of this 909-nucleotide messenger RNA. Lineage: Eukaryota; Metazoa; Arthropoda; Insecta; Lepidoptera; Papilionidae. The record is from the annotation of a GenBank genome assembly.